Drechmeria coniospora is the source of this 1599-nucleotide messenger RNA. RefSeq lists its product as uncharacterized. Gene Ontology annotation, cellular component: eukaryotic translation initiation factor 2 complex. The transcript is spliced from 3 exons. Gene Ontology annotation, biological process: formation of translation preinitiation complex; formation of cytoplasmic translation initiation complex; translational initiation. The coding region runs from base 1 to 1599 and encodes 532 amino acids. NCBI's taxonomy places the organism in Eukaryota, Fungi, Ascomycota, Sordariomycetes, Hypocreales, Ophiocordycipitaceae. Gene Ontology annotation, molecular function: translation initiation factor binding; mRNA binding; translation initiation factor activity. The record is from RefSeq and is a predicted model, not a curated record.
AUGGAUGCCCAGGUGAGUGACGCUCUGUCUCGCCAACUGCCCUACAGUGCCAUUAGGACCGCGUCCGCCGAGGGGGGGUCCAAAAAAGCGUCGUCACUCCUCCACUUAAACAUACGAGCCGAGUGGCUCAUCCUUUUCUCACACCCCCAUCGCCCUGUUCCACCCGAACCACACCAAAGCUCCACGCCCCGCUCACCCUGCCUGCUGCCAACUCUACUUACUGCACCGUGCCUUGCUGCUGUAUUACUGAGGUACCAAGUUGUGAGUACGUUCGCGCUUCGACCCCUCCACCGAGCACACAAAGCCCCAAGUUUCCUGCCCUCCCACUGGUCUCUUGACCUUUCCCUGCCCCCACCACAUCCCUCACCACCACUACCACCACCAAAUAUCCUCUCGACCUGCCGUGAGCGGGCAUACCAACUUUUUGAGUCACCCCAUAUUUCACCGUCACCGUCACCACCACCGACACCCCGCCUGCCUGCCUGCCUGCCUGCCUGCCUCUGCUUCCCCUGCGUACGGCUCUCCUCCUUCCUCGGCGCUCUCCUCUUCCUCCCAGUCGGCCCAUUUCCCUCGCUGACCGCUUUCCCUCCCGCCCAGCAGGAACAGGUGCCGGUCAGACGAAAGUCUCGCAAAUCCGUCGCCUUCACAGCCGAGCAAAUCGUUGUCGACGCAGACGGUUCAGUCACCAUGGUCAACGCCACCGAAGAGUCCAAGGAGACGGCUCAGUCGCACACGUCCCGUACGCAGCCGCUCUCCGCCGCCCUCGGCGACUUUGCUGAUUCCUCCCAAGUCGCCGCCCACGACGCGCCCCCUGCCGAGGAUGCUGGCCUGGACCUGUCGCUCAUGAAGAAGAAGAAGAAGCCCAAGAAGAAGACGGAGGAUGCCGAGGGCGCCGCCGACGACGACGAUGCUGCCCAGGCCGAGGAUGGCGGCCUCGACCUCAGCAUGAAGAAGAAGAAGAAGAAGAAGGCCAAGGAGGUCGGCGAAGCCGACGAUGACUUCACGGCGAAGCUGAAGCAGCUCGAGGUCCAGGACGCCGACGAGACGCCCGAGGUUGAGCAGGAGGCGGAGGGGGAUAUGGACGCCGGCACCGGAAUCUGGCAGCACGACGAGACGCGCGCUCUCGGCUACACCCUCCUGCUCCAGCGCUUCUUCAGCCAGCUGUCGCAGAAGAACCCGGAUCACUCCCUCAGCGGAACCAAGAGCUACAAGAUCCCCCCACCCCAGUGCAUGCGCGAAGGCAACAGGAAGACCGUCUUCGCCAACAUUGCCGACAUCUGCAAGCGCAUGAAGCGUACCGAGGAGCAUCUUACCGCCUACCUCUUUGCCGAGCUGGGUACCAACGGUUCCGUCGACGGAAGCAGGAGAUUGGUUAUCAAGGGUCGCUUCCAGCAGAAGCAGAUCGAAAACAUGGUCAGGAAAUACAUCAUCGAGUAUGUCACUUGCAAGACUUGCAAGUCCCCCGAUACCGAGCUUAGCAAGGGUGAGAACCGUCUGUACUUCAUCACCUGCAACAACUGUGGAUCGCGACGAAGUGUCACCGCCAUCAAGACUGGUUUCUCGGCCCAGGUCGGCAAGAGAAAGAAGAUGAAGGUCUAA